AUGAGGUCGCUCUACACCCUUCUACUAGUAGCGCUACUGCUUGUCUCGCGUCUUUAUGUACAGCCCUUUUACUCUCUCAUCUCAGACUGCGAUGAGACAUUCAACUAUUGGGAACCUUUGAACUUCCUGCUUCGUGGAUUCGGAAAACAAACAUGGGAGUACUCCCCAGACUACUCGAUUCGCUCGUGGGCUUUUUUGAUGCCACUUUACGCGGGUCUGGCCCCGCUAGGCAAGAUCGUGACAUCGCUAGGACUGCCGCCUUCCACACUGUUCUACCUUGCUCGUGCAGGUUUGGGCCUCUACAGUUUCUCCAUGGAGUGGCUUCUGUUUCGUGAGCUGGAGUCCUCGCUGUCGGUCAAAACCGCCAAUUUGUGGCUAUUUGUCCAGCUUUUCAACCCCGGCUGGUUCCAUGCCUCUGUGGAACUGCUACCGUCCUCAUUCGCCAUGGUCACAAUAAUAGGUUUUCUCAAGUACUUUCUUCGGUAUCUUUCGAGUGGAUCUCAGUCUGCGUUCGUGCAAGCUCUGGUCUUCAACUUUGUAAGCGGGAUUCUGGGCUGGCCAUUUGUUCUGAUCUUGAGCACGCCAUUGGUAGUGCAUUUUGUUGUUACGCACAAAAUUUGGGCCACCAUUAACGCCGGCUUCGCGUCCCUUUCCAAACUCGUUAUUGUUGCCGUGUGCGUUUUUGGUAUCGACUCUGCUUUCUAUGGCAAGUUCACACCAGUGGCCUGGAACAUUGUGAUGUAUAACGUCAUUGCUGCGGACGAAAAGAGCGGCCCAAAUAUCUUCGGGGUUGAGCCUUGGUAUUACUACCCAUUAAAUCUAUUGUUGAAUUUCCCACUACCUACUUUGAUGGCGUGCACAGUGGGCAUGGUCACAAACAUGAGGCUGGCAUCCGUAUGGGCAUCUCUUUUGAUAUGGAUGGCUGUGUUUCUGCUCCAACCACACAAGGAAGAGAGAUUCCUCUAUCCAAUUUACGCAGUCAUAACACUGGCAGCUAGCGUCGGGCUUACAAAUGUAUGGAAACGCUUACCAACUUGGAAGCAUAUCCGCAACCUGAUUACCUUCGCCUUAUAUGUUUUCAUCGCUGUGCAAGGCUCUAUGCGAAUUUUGGCUCUGGUUACAAAUUAUACGGCGCCUUUAGAUGUUUACGCUAAUCUUCCCGAGGUAUCGGGUCCUCAAACUAUAUGCGUUGGGCGCGAAUGGUAUCAUUUUCCCACAUCCAUGUUCUUGGCUAAGGAUUCCAGACUUGGUUUCAUUGAGUCUGGAUUCGAUGGUCUAUUGCCCGGGGACUUUAAGGAAACGCACAGCAUCCUCAACAGCAUUAGAGAAAUACCGUUUGGGAUGAACAACCAGAAUCAGUUUGAUUCUUCCAAACUAGUUUCAGCAGAUCAGUGUGACUAUUACAUCGAUUUCAUGUUGCGAAGCGAAGAUCCAAGAGACGCUUUAGAUCCAACUCGAUUGAGCGAGGAUUGGAAAUGCAUCUACAAAAUUCCGUUCAUUGACGUUUCACAGUCCAAGUUUUUGGGUCGUGCAUUUGCGGUGCCGGAAAAGAUCUUAGCAGUACUACCCUUGCAGAAUUACUGGUCGCGUUUUUACCAGGCUAACUACCUCGACUAUUGCAUAUUCGAAAAACAAACCGAAGAGGCAUGA
Lachancea meyersii CBS 8951 is the source of this 1650-nucleotide messenger RNA. The record is from the annotation of a GenBank genome assembly. Lineage: Eukaryota; Fungi; Ascomycota; Saccharomycetes; Saccharomycetales; Saccharomycetaceae.